CUGUGAAUAGCAGAGUGCCCAGUGGCUCCACCAGCUCCUCGCACACUACCGAAUCCCCUACGCCUGAGCCUUGUCCGCAGGUAUCAAGCAAUGUGCCCCCACAGUCGGUGCUCCCUAUGUAUCCUUCGGUUGACAUCGAUGCACAUACUGAAAGUAAUCAUGACACUGCUCUGACCCUUGCAUGUGCGGGAGGUCAUGAAGAACUUGUAUCUGUACUGAUAGCACGUGGUGCCAAUAUUGAACACAGAGACAAGAAGGGUUUUACGCCUUUGAUUCUGGCUGCAACUGCUGGACAUGUUGGUGUGGUGGAAAUUCUUCUAGACAAAGGUGGGGAUAUAGAAGCACAGUCUGAGCGCACAAAGGAUACUCCACUUUCGUUGGCAUGCUCCGGUGGACGCCAAGAGGUUGUUGAUUUGCUCUUGGCCCGGGGAGCAAAUAAAGAACAUAGGAAUGUGUCUGAUUAUACGCCAUUAAGCCUUGCUGCGUCUGGUGGCUAUGUUAAUAUCAUCAAGAUUCUUCUCAAUGCUGGGGCAGAAAUUAAUUCAAGGACUGGGAGUAAGCUAGGUAUUUCUCCUCUGAUGCUGGCUGCUAUGAAUGGCCAUGUACCUGCCGUGAAACUAUUGCUUGAUAUGGGUUCUGAUAUUAAUGCUCAGAUUGAGACCAACCGGAAUACAGCUCUCACCUUGGCCUGUUUCCAAGGCCGAGCAGAGGUGGUCAGUCUGCUUUUGGACAGGAAGGCCAAUGUCGAGCACAGGGCAAAGACUGGGCUUACACCUCUGAUGGAAGCAGCUUCAGGAGGAUAUGCAGAGGUUGGAAGGGUUCUCCUUGAUAAAGGAGCAGAUGUUAAUGCUCCACCUGUGCCUUCCUCAAGAGAUACAGCUUUAACAAUUGCAGCAGAUAAGGGUCACUACAAGUUUUGUGAGCUCCUGAUUAAUCGAGGAGCACAUAUUGAUGUUCGUAACAAGAAAGGAAACACACCUCUGUGGUUGGCAGCUAAUGGUGGUCACUAUGAUGUGGUUCAGUUGCUUGUGCAAGCAGGAGCAGAUGUGGAUGCUGCAGAUAAUCGGAAAAUUACACCUCUUAUGUCAGCGUUUCGCAAGGGGCAUGUGAAAGUAGUUCAGUUCCUGGUGAAAGAAGUUAACCAGUUUCCUUCAGACAUUGAAUGCAUGCGAUACAUAGCGACGAUAACUGACAAGGACCUGUUGAAAAAGUGUCACCAGUGCGUGGAGACAAUUGUGAAAGCUAAAGACCAGCAGGCUGCAGAAGCAAAUAAGAAUGCAACUAUAUUGCUGAAGGAGCUAGACCUGGAAAAAUCAAGAGAGGAGAGCAGAAAACAACCUAAAGAAACUCUGGAACUGCAAGAAGAUGAUGAUGAAGAAGAAAAUGAUGAUGAAGUGGAGCAAGAAGUUCCUAUAGAGCCUCCUAGUGCAACUACCACAACUACAAUUGGAAUUUCUGCGACUUCAACUACUUUCACAAAUGCCUUUGGGAAGAAGAGAGCUAAUGUGGUGACUACCCCCAGCACAAAUAGAAAAAAUAAGAAAAAUAAAACAAAAGAGACUCCUCAGAAUAUGCAGAUAAUUUUGCCAGAUCAGCAUAUAUCUCUAGCACAGCAAAAAGCAGAUAAAAAUAAAAUAAAUGGAGAGCCAAGAGGUGGUGGUGCAAGUGGAAAUAGUGAUUCUGAUAACUUGGAUAGCACAGAUUGCAAUAGCGAAAGUAGCAGUGGAGGUAAAAGCCAAGAGUUGAACUUCACAAUGGAUACCAAUUCCUCUGAUCGGCGCUAUGCCUCAUUGCUUAUCCCCUCUCAGGAAGAAAAAAGUAGUGCCUCAGCUUCAAAAACACCAACAAGGAGGGAAGAAGCUGAUGACUCUGAGCACUUCAACUGCCAGGUUGAUGGCCAGUUUGAUUUAACCUUGUCAAGCCAGAGACUUGAUGGUGAAGGUCCUUCAAAUUCUCUGUCAACUACUUAUAAGCCUGUAUCCCUGCCUCUGUCCUCUCCAAAUGUAAAGCUGAAUCUGACUAGUCCAAAAAGAGGUCAGAAAAGAGAAGAAGGCUGGAAAGAAGUGGUUAGAAG
Messenger RNA from Antrostomus carolinensis (chuck-will's-widow), 2074 nucleotides. Its product is annotated as ankyrin repeat and KH domain-containing protein 1. NCBI's taxonomy places the organism in Eukaryota, Metazoa, Chordata, Aves, Caprimulgiformes, Caprimulgidae. Gene Ontology annotation, biological process: innate immune response. Gene Ontology annotation, molecular function: protein binding. The annotation marks the transcript as partial. The transcript has 14 exons. The record is from RefSeq and is a predicted model, not a curated record. Gene Ontology annotation, cellular component: cytoplasm.